AUGAUGUUCUUCAUGCUGCUGCUUGAGGUGAUUUGGAUCCUGGCUGCAGACGGGGUCAGCGAAAGGUCCAGGGCGAGAGCAAAAAGCAAACGAGGGAAGUCAGAUCUGAAUCCCAAGGCCACUUCGCAAGGGGCCCCACAGAGACCCCGCCCUCCAGGACUAUUUUAUUUUUCCUGCUCCUCUAAUCCUCCCCUCUGGGUGUGCGGGUGUUCUCUCCGUCCCCUCUUCCUCUCACUCAGCUUUCUCCUGCUCCUCACACUACAGGUAAGUAAAAGCCACCACCCCGCAUUUAUCGGGGUAGGUGGCGGAGACGGCAGUGCCAGGUCCAGAAGGGACUCCUACCUCCCCCAGCCCCGCACACCUGGGUCUUCGCCUGGGUGGAGGGAAGUGCUUUUUUACCUCCACAGAGACGUCUGGGGCUGGAGGGCAGGACAAACGACCACGGUGCCCACCCCUCCAGGCCCACAUGGUCAACACCACUGGCAAGCCUCUUACCCGGAGUGUGGAAGCCACGCCCAGUCCCCCAUCAACAUCCAGACAGACAGAGUGACUUUCGAUCCAGAGUUGCCCGCUGUGCAGCCCCAUGGCUAUGACCAGCCUGGCCUCAAGCCUUUGGACCUGCACAAUAACGGCCACACAGUGCAACUCUCUCUGCCCCCUUCCCUGUACCUGGAGGGGCUUCCCCGGAAGUACGUAGCUGCCCAGCUCCACCUGCACUGGGGCCAGAAAGGAUCCCCGGGCGGGUCAGAGCACCAGAUCAACAGUGAAGCCACAGCGGCAGAGCUGCACAUCGUACAUUACGAUUCCGAAUCCUAUCACGCCUUGAGUGAGGCUGCUCAGAGGCCACAGGGCCUGGCUGUCUUGGGCAUCCUCAUCGAGGUGGGCGAGACUAAGAAUCCAGCUUAUGAACACAUUCUGAGUCACUUGCAUAAAAUUAGGUAUAAAGGUCAGAAUACCUCAGUGCCUCCCUUCGACGUGGGAGGGCUGCUCCCCCCGCUACGGGCACAGUUCUUCCGCUACAAUGGCUCCCUCACCACACCCCCCUGCUACCAGAGUGUGCUCUGGACAGUCUUCAGUCGCAGGGCCCAGAUUUCAUUGGAACAGCUGGAAAAGCUUCAGGAGACCCUGUUCUCCUCGGAGACCGACCCCUCCGAGCUCCUGGUGCAGAACUACCGAGCCCCCCAGCCGCUCAAUCAGCGACCGGUCUUUGCCUCUUUCAUCCAAGCGGAAUCCUUGUACACCACAGGUGAGAUGCUGAGCCUAGGAGUGGGAAUCUUGGUCGGGUGUCUCUGCCUUCUGCUUGCUGUUUAUUUCAUCGCUAGGAAGAUUCGGAAGAAGAUGCUGGGAAACCAGAAGAGUGUGGUCUUCACCUCAUCACAAGCCACCGAGGCAUAGACCCCCUCUCAGACAUCAUGGACGCCUUCCCCGCAUGCCUAUCAGGGAGCUUCUAGAGUGGGGUGCAGGAACUGGCCAGAAAACUCUGUAGGAGUAGCAGGCAGACACCCCUCCUUCCUCCACACGGCCCCUACAGAGAGGCAUGGACAGACAGGCUCUUGUUCAAGUAACAGCCAAGCCUUCGUGCAGAUCAGAAGAUGCCCAGGCUGACAGUGCAGGGGGCAAACUGUGCUUAGUUGUAGAGGAAGUUGGCACUGUGCCCCACCCCCUCUCCUUUAUGUCCCUUUCCCUAGAUAUGGACAAGAUAUUCCCUUAGGGAAAAGGGUUGCUGUUUGGGGGAGAGGGGGUUUAUUUUUGCUCAAUGUAUCUGAAGAUUAAAGUUUCUGACCCCACCGCUGGCCUUACCUUUGGGGCUCUUAA
Pteropus alecto (black flying fox) is the source of this 1815-nucleotide messenger RNA. RefSeq names its product carbonic anhydrase 14 (gene CA14). The record is from RefSeq and is a predicted model, not a curated record. The transcript has 10 exons. Gene Ontology annotation, molecular function: carbonate dehydratase activity; zinc ion binding. Lineage: Eukaryota; Metazoa; Chordata; Mammalia; Chiroptera; Pteropodidae. Gene Ontology annotation, cellular component: plasma membrane. Bases 1 to 1395 code for a protein of 464 amino acids.